Molecule: messenger RNA, 1164 nt
Organism: Saccoglossus kowalevskii
Lineage: Eukaryota; Metazoa; Hemichordata; Enteropneusta; Harrimaniidae
Product: 2-Hydroxyacid oxidase 2-like
Source: RefSeq, a predicted model, not a curated record
AUGACUUCAUUAUACCAGAAAUAUUACAUUUAUAACACAACCAAAGUAUCUUUGGAUGAGGAUGAAGGCCUAAAUAUGGUGAGCAAACCACCACUAGUAUGUCUAGAUGACUACGAAGACUACGCAACAACUCAGUUAGAUCAAGUCACACUAGGAUUUUUUAAGUGUGGAGCUGACGAAGAGAUUAGUCGCGAUGAAAACAGAAAAGCUUUUUCAAGGUUAAAGAUAUUGCCAAGAGUGUUAAGAGAUGUCUCAAAGCGAGACUUGUCAACAACAAUUCUUGGUAACCAUAUACAUUUCCCAGUGUGCAUCGCGGCAAGUGCACAUCACAAGCUUGCUUGUUCAGAUGGAGAAAUAUGCACAGCAAAAGCUGCAAAGGCGAUGGGCACUUGCAUGAUGCUCAGCACCUUCUCAAAUACAUCGCUAGAAAACGUAGCAGCUGCCGGACCUGGGGCGUUGAAAUGGUUCCAGUUGUAUAUCUGGCAUACUCGGGAGUUGUCUGCUGAUUUGAUAAAAAGAGCUGAAAUGGCUGGGUUUGAAGCAUUGGUGUUAACAGUUGAUGUUCCAGUGACGGGGAAGAGAAGAAUCGAUAUUUAUCAUGGAGGAUUUACACCUCCAUCACACAUACAAAUGGUGCAUCUACCAGAACGCUAUAGGGUAACAUCAAAUUACGGCGGUGCAGGUAAUAUGCUUGACUCGGCGUUGACAUGGGAUUGCAUCGCAUGGAUGCGAUCAAUCACAAAACUACCAAUAGUUCUGAAAGGAAUUCUAAGCCCAGAAGAUGCACUGCUUGCCGUGAAACACAAAAUAGAUGGUAUAAUUGUAUCAAACCAUGGAGGACGGCAAUUAGACACAGUGCCAGCAACGAUUGAAGUGUUACCGCAAAUAGUGAAAUCAGUGAAUGGACAACUAGAAGUAUAUUUAGACGGUGGUGUGCGAACUGGUACUGACGUCAUAAAGGCAUUAGCAUUGGGAGCUAGGGCUGUGUUCGUUGGAAGACCAAUCAUAUACGGAUUGGUAUACGCGGCUGAGGUAGGAGCUACCCAGGUUCUUCAAAUUUUAAAGAACGAGUUGAGUUUAGCAAUGGCAUUAUCAGGAUGUGCAACGAUCAGUGACAUCGAAUCAUCCCUUGUAGUUCACCGGUCAGAGUUAUCAAAACUGUAG